This is a messenger RNA of Acanthamoeba castellanii str. Neff, 1857 nucleotides long. RefSeq lists its product as uncharacterized. The transcript is spliced from 6 exons. The record is from RefSeq and is a predicted model, not a curated record. The coding region runs from base 1 to 1857 and encodes 618 amino acids. NCBI's taxonomy places the organism in Eukaryota, Discosea, Longamoebia, Acanthamoebidae.
AUGUUUUGGGUCGAUAGAACGGGCUUCAUCCCCCUCUUGGAAGCGCUCAAGGCCAAGGCCGUGGUGUCGCUGAGGAAUCGGCGGAUGGGGAAAACGCUCUGGAUAGACACGCUGGCGCACUACUACGACGUGGCGCACAAGGGCCGGUUCAAGGAGCUCUUCGGCCACCUGGAGAUUGGGAAGGCGCCGACCCAGCUCGCCAACACCUUCCACGUCCUUCCCCUCACCUUCGCCGGCAUCAAAUCCCACAACUUCGACGAUUUCAGGAGGAGCCUCAACGCCGCGCUGAACCAGGCUGCCGCCGACUUCAAGGAGCGCUACAACCUUUCGUUUGAGCUGAAUGAUCGGGACGCAGCCAUCACCUUUCAGGGCCUGGUAGAUGAGCUCAAGAGAAAAAACGAAAAGCUCUACGUACUCAUCGACGAGUACGACGUGAGCAUCAACAAGGCCCUGGGCGACCUGCCCCUGGUGAGCGAAAAGGGCCUCCUCAAGAGCAUGGAGAACACGUACGCCGAGUUCUUCAGCAGGAUCAAGACGGCCUGCGACAGGAACGUGGCGCGGUGCUUCGUGACGGGGGUAACGCCGCUGGCCCUGAACGAGUUCACGAGCGGGUUCAACAUCGCCGAGCACAUCACCCGCGACCGGCGAUUCGCGUCGCUCUACGGCUUCACCGAGGCCGACGUUCGGAACGGACUCGCGAGGCUGCACCGACUGCAGCCAGAGGUCGUCGACAGGAUCGUGGACUCGUGGAGACGCGACCACAACGGCUACCAUUUCCACCCGCGGCAGGAGGUGGCGCUCUACAAUCCGACACGCGUUCUCAGUUUCGAUCCGCCGCUGUCGACGCUUCGGCCUGAAGAGGCGGCCGACUUCCUGCUCAACGAAAUUCAAAGCGACCCCAACUCGAUGCCGGCCGAAGCGACCCUGGAGGCCAUCAAGUCCAGUCCGUAUGCUUCGCUGGUGGUCGCAGAAGCCCUGUCCUCAGAUGACGCUGAGCUCGAGUGCGCAGGCGGGGUUGCGAACCAGUUCCGCCUGUCGCACAUGCACGAGCUCAAUACGGGUCGCACGCCGUUGCUCUCGUUCAUGUUCUACACCGGGGCGUUGACCUACGCUCGAUCUCCGCCCAAGCUCAAGCACUCCCUGCGCAUCCCGAACAACGUGGCCCGCAAGGAGUUUACGGUCGAGCUGCAGAGGCUGCUGGACAUCGAUGAAAUCGGAGUGCAGCAGCUGCGCGGGGCGAUCGUGAAAAUGGUGGACGGGAGGCAGGUCGAGCCGUUUUGUCGAGCCGUCUCCCGAUUCCUGCUGCGCGGACUCGACGGACGCGAUGCGCUCGGUGGGGAGGACCCCUUCGCACAAGCUGUCUACGAUGCGAUGUUGCUUGCUCGCCGCCCUGGCGACUGCGUGAGGAAGGAGUAUAAAGUCGACCCGGUGGCCAGGCACUCCAACACGUCGGGUCCCGCACUGGAUGUCGUCUACAUCGGCCAGCAGGCGGUCGCCCCCCAGAAACCGCAGCACUACUGUUUCACGCUCAAGAACGUGAAGGUGCAAGGGCUGGUGCUUGGCCAAGGUGUGCAGAGCUGGGAGAAGCAGGUCGAGAUCUCCCGUACUAUCGACAACAUGGGCGGCGAUGACGAGGCUGUCCUUGACCUGCCCCUUGCCAAGGGGGACAACUUCAGGAAGCCUGGGUCCACGGUGCGGACUGUGUUGGAGGAGGCGAUCCAAGAGGCUCGAGGUAAAUAUGUGCCCGCCCUGCAGGCCGAGGUUGGGGAGGCCAAUGUCCAUUGCUGGGCUCUGGUGCGGGUGGGCAUGACAAGGAUUGUUUGCAAGAAGGUCCUUCCUGUUGAACAACAACAAUAA